This is a messenger RNA of Exophiala dermatitidis NIH/UT8656, 5436 nucleotides long. RefSeq lists its product as uncharacterized. The coding region runs from base 109 to 1881 and encodes 590 amino acids. Lineage: Eukaryota; Fungi; Ascomycota; Eurotiomycetes; Chaetothyriales; Herpotrichiellaceae. The transcript has 2 exons. Gene Ontology annotation, molecular function: protein binding. The record is from RefSeq and is a predicted model, not a curated record.
UUCACAUCCACCGCCUCAACCACCGUGUAACAAUCAAUACGCGUUGACUUUCUCCAUAUUCGUAGUCCGCAAUGUCCAGAUGAGUAUCGUCCUGGUCCUCCGUCCGAGAUGGCUCCUGGGGCCGCGGCACGCGACUCGGUUUCCGCACUUCUGAAAAAGUGCCAAGAGGCCGCCAGGAACAAGAAGUACGAUGCGGCCCUCGACCUGGCCGGCACAGCCUUACAGACCUGUGAACGGGACCGAAGCGUGACUGCUCAGACUCGCGUGACUCUCCUUGAUCUGAGAACUGCUUUGCACAUCCGGCUGGGACACGAUGAACUGGCGUUGAAGGACGCGAAGGCCAUGAUUCGAAUUGACCGCACGGAUGGACGAGGCUACAUCAGAUGUGGACAGAUCGAGCGCCGCCUCGGAAACAGGUCCGCGGCACAGAAAUUCUACGAACAUGGGCUGAAGCAGGUAUCGGCAUUCCAUCAAUAUACACAGUUGAUCGCGAGAGAACUCGCCGCCGUGAAGGACGAACUGAGAACCAUGACCCUCCUCGCGAACGCAAAGGAUCCCAUGACGACUCUCCCGCUGGAGAUUGUCAACAUCAUCCUGGGGUAUUUACCGUACAGACAGCAUAUGCAAAUGUUGCGGGUGUGCAAAGCCUGGAACAGAAUGCUUCGAACAUUGCCUCCACUCACCGACACUCUUGCUUUUCCGGGCGCAGAGAGGGCGAUUACUCCGAAAAUGCUGCAUGCAGCUUUGAGACGCCUGAAGGAGCCUACGACUAUCUCCGCCUGCCACUUGACCGAGGCUUCCUCGCAGAUCCUCAGCAGAACGCUGCAAAGGUAUCAAAGCCUACCGAUGCUUCAGACCCUGGAGAUCCAAGAUAAGUGGAUCUCGGUCACGGGACUUCCUUUUUCCAAAUACGACUUGAAAAGCAUCAUCUUUGGCUCUUCCACGGCCGUGCCGUUCGACGUGAUACCCAAAAUCCUAAAAGACUGUCCCAACGUCGAGGUUGCGCAGUUCAGGAACGUUACUGGUUCUAAACCCGGAGAGAACUACCUCGAUCGCACAGGGCUCAAGCUAGAAUCCAACAUUCUACGUGUCCUACAACUCCAGCUCGUCGGCAUAGUGGUCGAGUUUGAUCAUGACAAACUCUUUUCAGGCCUGCCCGCACUGGAAUCCCUCUCUUUCACAGGCCUAUCCUGCUUCCAACUGCCUGUCCCAAGCAAGGUGAUUGAUCUACGACACAUGGAACGACUCGAAGUUCUAGAAGCAGAACGUGGCGCCCUGCCAUCUUUCGUUCUCCCCAAGAACAUCCGCAAGCUCCGAUUCACCUCGGUCAUGUUCCAGGAAGCCACACUCCGCGACCGCCGAUUCGAUCUUCAUCUCGCUCAGCAAUUGAAUUGGGAGCCCGGCCAUGGAUCCCUGCACAACCUCCAGAGCCUCACCGUCUACGACUGUCCGAUGUAUCCCAUUUUCUUGCAGGAGCAGGCUGCGGAAGUCGAGCCCGGAACACUGGAGGAAUGGAUUAUCAGCAUCAGUUGGGAGUCCGAGGCAGUCACUCGUUUUUCCUUCCUCUUGCGCACACCUUGGCUUAAGGGGCUCAAGCGCCUCCAUGUGAGAGGCGAACCUGUGUGGGAUAUCUAUCACAGGGAAUUUCUCGAGUACACUCCGGAUUUGGAGGAAUUGAGCCUCGACAGCGCCGAGAUCACCACCUUGUUCGUCGCGGACUUGAUCCGGGGAAACCCCCCAAAUCUGCGAAAGAUCGUCUUGAAAAACUGCCUGAGGGUUUCCAACGACGUCGUCCCCUGGGCCAAGGAACACGGGGUUGAGGUCGAAAUUGUUCGCAAUGCUCGCGACGACCGUGGUCGAAGAUUGCGCUACGGAGACUAGGUUGCGUACCCUUUGAAAGCACGAAAUUAGGGCUUGCUUGCAUCCAUACAAUAGACGAGGAUUCAAUGGCUCUCAAACGCUGUGCGCGACGCUGAGACAUGCUACUGAAUUUCACACGAGAGGCUCAGUCGGUCAAGGCCGUACGUCACUGCAGAUGAGAUUGGCUUGUUUUCGGUUCCAACCGGACGGAAGGAGUUGGUUUAGGGAAAUAAGAUGGUGCUCUGGUUUGCUCUGUGUCAUGAUUCUCAUUGUGGUAUCUUCUGCACAACAAACAGGAGCUGCAGAUUGAGCUAUCCAAAAUGCAAGUUACCGAAGACCCGGUCAAUAUCAGCUUUGUCGCUCGCGAAGUCCCGAAAACGUCGCCCAAGCCGGCAUGCCUCUCUCCCAUCUCGCUGGAUCAGAGCUCGUACGCAUGAUACACCGACGCUGGUGUUACAAAAUAAACAAACGAAAACGCUCAAAUCAACAAUUCUGGACGAGAGGUCGGCACAGUUUCUGAAAUACCGCGUCCCCACAACCUCUACACAGCCCAACGUUUUUGGCAAUGCCAAGGACUGAUAUCGAACGCUGAGGCACGUUAGUUGGCGUAUACUUCUGCCCCUCUCUUCCUUUAGAUUGAGUCAAUUCACUGGAAACAAUCAUAAAAUGUCCAGAUCUUCAAAUUCGGCGACCAAUGCAUCGACCUCUUCCCAGCUGUUGCUGGGCUCAAAAUUCAUCGGCCGACUCGCAUAGCAUCCCACCCAGACAUUCGCCUUGCCCUCCAUGCCGCCAAAGAACCCCAUGAUUUCGCGCAUUUUCUUCCAGCCCGACCCUACAUCUUCUGGGCUUCUUCGCCCAGGAUCGAAAGACGGCGGCUGACAAUCCGAGGGCUGGGGGCUGAGAUUAGGUAUCUGAUACCAGAUCCACAAAGAUUCUUCGACCCGUUCGAACUUGAUGCGCAGCGAUUGCGACGUCAGUGAAAAUGGGUCGAAUGUGGUUGAGGGUGAGGGCAUCCGUGCAGACGACGACCAGUCGGCACCGCAACUGGAGAUGGCCACCACAGACGCGGCAUGGAGUUCGCCUCCCGUAAACUCCAGGCCGGCCUUUGCCCACUUGCCCCGAGCAAGUGUUUCCAUCCUGGGUCUGUAGUAACGCGGACUCCUCCGGACAUUGGGGGAUCUUGAUGAAGGCGGGUCUCCCAGGGAGCCUGAGAAUAUGACCAGACCAGCUUGGUCAAACUCCAUGGCGAAAUCGGCAGAUACGGUGACUUCCGCAAGGAUGAAUGAUUGUUGCAAGCGCUUCAGCACCAUUGGGGCCGUGGUGUCAUCUAUAGCGGACGGCUUCCGCCAUAUAGUGGUAUUGGGUGGUGCUUGUAGAGUGAAGUAUUCGUGGAUAUCUUCUGGUUGUUCAAAAUCCGAGUCCACAUUGACAGCAGUAAAGCCGCUGCAGGCCAGGUCCAUUUUCUAUAAGUGACUCCGGACUGAAGUGUGAAGUGACCAGAGCGUAAGAAAUUUGGGAGUAGAUAGGCACAACCCGCAGAGGCGAAGACUGCUUCAAGGGAGAACCCCAGACAAUUGGGUAAAUGCCUGGUUAAUACGUGGAUCGGUGGAUGACCCAACCGGCCCACUGUGGCAGACCAAAAAAAGUGUUGGAAGCAGAAGAACAGCGACAGUCGGCCUUGUUCAGCGUGGAUGGUAUAUAUGUCAAACAGUCAAGGAGAAUUAUCAACGGCUGUCAAUCAGGUUGACCGGGAAGCGGAGUUCAGAUGAGACACGACAGUUACAAGGACAGGAGGAGUAUCUGCGGGCAAGGUUGAGGAGAGUUGACAUGUUUUAAGCAGAGGCGUGAGGUGCAAAAUGUGGUCAAGACGCAGCAGCAGCGUCCAAGCUCUUGGGUAGAAGUGCUACCAGCCAGGGCAUUUUGUGAAGGUGGUCACAGAGUCCCAGCGCCGGAUAGACGACGUGGUCAAAGUGCCAAUGAUGAAGAGGUCUCGGAUCCAUGAGGCUUGAUCCACGAGCAACGAUACUCAGGGGGACUAAAUGUAGCCAGCACGCGUGAAAAGAGGAGCUUACCGAAGGUGAGAUGGAUUAGUUUGUGCGCCGACGAGUUGCCACGGCCAGCGAAAUGGCCAGGGCUGGCCAAUGAGGCUCUUGAUCACACAUUGCAAUAUCAGCAGAACCGGGGCCUUGGUAGAGAACGGGCCUCCCCGGGCGGGCUGCAGAUUUUCGGUAGGACGCCGCUAGGAAGCGAAGGCGGCAAGGCGUGGGAGAAGACCCAGAAGACCCAGGAUCCGAUGCCAGUGCGUGUGCGGUGACCCCAUGACCUUGGAGCCGACUCUUUCGCUGGAGGGGAGCCGCCGUCUGCGAUGCCUCUCUUUUUCUUGGAUCCGUGCAGUGCCAGUGUGUGAUGAGACCGCUGGCUCGAGGGCACUUGAGUAACCAUGGACCGGCCGCAGACUCGCAGACCAGCAUGGCAAGCCGCACAGCACAGCCUGAGCACUGCAGUGAGCGUGCCGCACAGAGGAGGGUUCGCGUGCCGUUACACCGCCGACGGGGGACCCAGGAAAGGAGUUGACGGGGCAAGACGGCAACACACGGUCCAAGGAGAGAACAUUGCGCAGGACAAACUUCUGCUUGUGCUGUCACCGAUGGGUUCCUGCGAAGAGCCUGAGAAGAAAUGAAAAGGAUUGACGGAAGUCCGGGAAGCGAGGUCAAGUCAAGGGUGAAUCAGGUCAAACUCUGAAGUUCCAACUCGCAGUCAAGGACGUCGCUCCCGCUGCCAUUCAGUUGUCAGUUGUUUUUCGGGUUAUUUCUCGACGCACCUCAAACCCCCCCCCCCCCACUCUGGACUGGUGCUGGUGUUGGAGCUGUCACUACUGGCACUGCGGUGGCCUUUCGUAGUCCUUCUUCUACCAGCCCCAUCAUUACUACUACUACACUGCUACUACCGCCAGCAUCAUCACAACAUCCGUGGUUUUUCCCCCUGCUCUCUCCUCCACGCGAGUCCGUCCUACUUUAGCUGGUACAUCCGAAGAACGCUAAGUUUAACAGCUGCUCCUUUCACGACUCGGAGUCAGUGCUCGCCACGCACUGGUCGAUCCAGCGCCCUGAGUUGUUAUUUCUUCCACAUUGACGUGUCUCACAUUUCUCCUAUAGCAUGCGCCAGAACGGCUGCAAAGGACCGAGCCACCCGGAGGCAAGCGACGUGCAGUCCCGAACUACCUCAGAAAGACUGCAAUCCUACAUUAUGCGCUGGGAUACUUUGACAGGCUGUAAGAAGCCUUACAGCAGCUACCGUAGGAUACAAGUGGUCAUUCCAUCGUCGAUCCGCCGAGGUUCCAUGGUACAAGCAAGAGCUGGUGACUAGGUAUCUGCCCGAAGCUCGUUCAUGGGAAGACUCUACCCAAGAGGAUACCCGGCUGUAACACCGUAUGACCUUGAUUCAGGCAUGCUGUUCCUGGAUAGCUGCUCUAUCAUCAGGAACAUGUUGUGUGCUCUACAUUGACGGCGGCAUCCAAGAAUCUGCCUCUAUGGCCAUGCGUUGAGCUGGCUUUUCAUUUCAUUUCUUUCCUUUGCC